This is a messenger RNA of Carcharodon carcharias (great white shark), 3639 nucleotides long. It is a transcript of the gene tmem161a, whose product is annotated as transmembrane protein 161A. The record is from RefSeq and is a predicted model, not a curated record. Bases 98 to 1558 code for a protein of 486 amino acids. NCBI's taxonomy places the organism in Eukaryota, Metazoa, Chordata, Chondrichthyes, Lamniformes, Lamnidae. The transcript has 12 exons.
UGAGUUUAAAGGCGAGCGAUGGCGCUGAGGCUGCUCAUUGAGUGACUGAGGGGAAAGGAAAACUAAUUGAGCUUAAAGUGAGAUUGAGCGGAGAGACAUGGGUGUUAUAGGUGUUCAGCUGGUUGUCAGUCUGCUGAUGGCGACCCUCAUGCAGAGAUUGGCACCUCAUUAUUCCAUAGGUCGCUGGCUACUCUGUAAUGGCAGCCUUUUCCGGUACAGACACCCAUCAGAUGAAGAACUCCGAGCCUUGGCUGGAAAACAGAAACCCAAAGUGAAGAGAGACAGGAGACAAAAUGGUGUCACAGACAUCAAACCAGAGACGGUGCCCAAGGAUAUCAACCUGUACUUGCAAGCAAAGCCGAUCACCCCUCUUGACGCUCUGGUCCUGCGCUACUUCUUGGACUACCAGUGGCUGGUGGACUUUGUCCUGUAUGCGACUCUGGUUUACAUGUUCACAGAGGUUUACUACAACCUGCUCAGCAUACGUGGGGAAGUGAACGUCGGCAUGCUGUGGUGCCUGCUCACAUUAGCCUUUGGGAUUAAAAUUCUCUUCUCUCUGAUGACUCAUUACUUCAAGGCAGAGGAAGGAGGUGAGCGCUCUGUCUGCCUGACCUUCGCAUUCCUCUUUGUCCUCAUUGCUAUGUUAGUCCUGGUUGUGCGAGAGGAUUAUCUGGAGUUUGGCCUUGAACCGGGUUUUGCCAACUUGUAUGAAAAUGUGGGGGUCUUUCUAAAGCAACAAGGGGUGGACAUCUGGCCCUACUCAAUCGCCAGACUAAUCUUUAAACUCUCAUUGGUUGGACUUUCCGCAUUUAUUGGUGCAUGUUUAACAUUCCCGGGCCUCCGAUUGGCACAGACUCAUUUAGAUGCUCUCAUGAUGACUGCAGACAAACCUCUGAUACAGAUCCUAUUGCACACCAGCUUUCUGUCGCCUAUCAUCGUAUUAUUGCUGUGGGUGAAACCAAUUACCAGAGACUUUGUGAUGAACGCUCCACUUGGAAAAGAAAAGGUGGAGUUGAUGUCUGACACGACGUACAACACAGUGCGCCUAUGGAUAAUCAUCACCCUCUGCAUGCUCCGUCUGGCCAUGACCCGCUACCACCUGCAGGCGUACCUGAACCUGGCGGAAAAGUGGGUGGAACAAAUGAAGAAGGAGGCUGGAAGCAUCCCUAUUAUUGAAAUUCAGCGGAAGGUUUCUCGAGUGUUUUGCUAUCUGUGUGUGGUCACUGUGCAGUACCUGGGCCCCAUAAUCCUUAUCCUGCACUCCACUCUGCUGCUGAAAGUUUUGGGUGACUACUCCUGGUGCUUUUACCCAGAGCCUCCUCCAGUUUCGCCAGCUCUGGAUGUUGGUAUGGAUUCCUCCCACUCAGCUGCCAGUGAAGAGGAUGAUUAUCGAGCAGCCGUCUCUCAGAUCACAGCAGCCCUGAGCACCCUCCGCCAGGUUUUCACACCCCUCUUUUACCGAGGUCUCUUCUCCUUCCUGACCUGGUGGCUGGCUGCCUGUCAAGUGGUGACGAACCUGUUUGGCCUUUACUUCCAUCAGUAUUUAAUGGCCUCAUAGAAAAGGGGACUUGAGCAUGAGAACGAAGCAAGCUGGGAAGUGCCUUCUCGUCUGCCAUGUUGGAGAACGAGCAAGUAAUUAUGAGUCAGAAGGAAUUUCUUAUAUUAUAAAUUUUUUUAUCCACUCCUUUUCCCCCACCACCUGCCCCCACGCCCCAAAAUUUCUCCAGCACUUUUUGCUUUAAGGUGCUGACUCCCACAGGGUACGAGCUCCAUGGCUGCUGGCUGGCUCUUCUACAUCUCAAACCAAAUUGGCUGCUCUUUUGUUGACAUAACAGCCAGGCUUUGCUGCUCCUGAUCCCUAUCCAGUGAUACACUGUAAGGACAGGAUCAAGCUGGAGUGUGAUGCCACCACUGUUGGAACAGCCUGCCAAAUGCUUGCUGUCUUGGCACUUGGGGCGAGGUACCAGAAGGCACAUUGUAAAACUGUACACAGGGAAAGCUGGAAGAGGUAGAUUGUUGGCGUCCUUUGUUAUUGAAUCAUUGUGGCUUUGUUGUCCUGUAUCUGAAUGGCAGUCGCGUUUUUAAUUUAACAUUAGUUAAUGACAUUCACUUUAAGACACCCCUUUCCAUCCCCCAACCCUUGCCCCUUCAUCCUCAGAGCCCGGUGCCCAAAUUUCUUGCAAGCAGUGUUAUCACAGAGUAAAGGGUCAAAGGUGAUAUUUAAACAUCCAUCUAUCUUAACAAAAAAUGGAACCAACACAGGGACUGAAAUCCCUGGGAAAGGGGAAGGAUGCAGCUCCAAGUAGGAUCAAAAACUUCCAGAUUUCCAAACCAUCUAAGAUAUGUCUAUGAUCUAAAUUGAGGGAGAGCCGUAGGUAUUUAAACCAUUCCAACCCUCCUCAACCCACACCUUUGGAGGGGUACCUUUUGAAGUGAACCCAAGGAAUUCCACUCACUCCCCCAUCUUGAAAAUCAACAGCUUAUCUAUCACUUUGUCCAUCAAUGACUGGCCUUUUUUAAAUCUUCAGUUAUGAUCCUGAGAAAUACACUCUCCUGGACUAUGCUCCCAUGUCCGGUUCUAUCUUGGAGCCUUGCCAGGAGCCAGCUGUCCAGAUCCCUGAUCAUUAAAAUAAUGCUGGGAUUUGGGAUGGUUGAAAUUCCACCAUGUGACUCUUAGUAACAACCACCCAAAGAGAUUGCAAGAAAAUUAUUCCGUUGUUUUGGAUAUUUGGGAAAACACGGGAGUCACCAAUAGCGGACUGGAUGGGAAGUGGGGGAGACAGGAAGGGAGAGAUUCCGGCCUUUUUGCUCAAAUAAAACUAAACCUGUGGAAGCUGCCUGUGUCCCAAACAGAUGAAAAUGGAGCUGACGUGUGAGCAGAGAUUGGAGUAUCUGCUCCAGUUUAAAAAAUAACUUUUAAAGCACUUUUCACAACCUCAGAGUAUCCCAAAGUGCUUUAUAAUCAAUGAAGUACUUUUGACAUGUUGUAAUGUAGGAAAUGCUGCAGCCAGUUUGCACAAAGCAAGAUCCCACAAACAAUGUGACAGUGACCAGAAAACCUGUUCUAUUGAAGUUGGUUGAGGGAUAAAUAUUGUCCAGGACAUUGGGAGAACUCCCCUGCUCUUCUAUAACUGAUGCCAUACGAUCUUUUACGUCCACCUGAUAGAAUAUUGGAGCCUCAUUUUUAGUAUCUCAACCAAAAGAUGGUACCUUCAACAGUGCAGCACUCCUUCUGUACUGAACCAGGAAUGUGAGGCUAGAUUUUGUGCCCAAUUUCAUGGAGUGGGACUUGAACACACCACCUUUUGACUCAGAAGGUUCCUAAUAGAGUAUUACAAAGACUGAUGACUGAGAUAGCGAACAGCUCCCACUACAUGUGGUACUGGAGCAGGCGAGUGGGUAAGGAAGAGGGUUGUUACCUCCUGUGUAACCGAGGAUCAACUCCAGAAGCUGCCAUCUUCCUGUUGGCAUCAGUAAGCGCAAAUAAUAGCCAUCUCAAAGCAGACCAGUGCAAGAUAUUGAUCAUGUGACCGAUUUUUAAAAAUGUUUUAAAAACAGGCCCAUGUGUAUGUGAACCUGUGUGUAUAUAGUUUGAAUAUUAGGGAGAAAUGUCUUACAAUACAAGACAACUUCAUUUUA